Molecule: messenger RNA, 1262 nt
Organism: Momordica charantia (bitter melon)
Lineage: Eukaryota; Viridiplantae; Streptophyta; Magnoliopsida; Cucurbitales; Cucurbitaceae
Source: RefSeq, a predicted model, not a curated record
CGUUAUUGAUUCUUGCCACUUCCUUGUAGCUACAAACACUAGACAGGUUGUGGCAAGCUGAGGCGGGAACACUUUUCCUUCAGAUUCUUCGCAAUUGCAUCACUCUCAGAAUUAAAUCGAGAGGACGGCUCCAGACAAAAUGCUUUUGGAUGAUUCAGCUCUUGUGACAGCCAUGGAAGAAGCCAUGUUGAAGUACAAGAUAAUGCAUGGACAUGAAAUCUUCCAGAUUUCAGUCGAGGGAGGAGAAGCGUUUAACGGUGGCGGUGAGAGUGACGAGCCAAAAAGGGGUGGAGAUGAAAAGAGCAAUAUUGAAGCAAAUAAUGUUAACUUUGAAGUCGAUGAGAUUACAAAUACCUCACCAAAUAAUGAAAAUAUCAGCGUAGAGCCAUGUCCUAUAUCUUGUGCGGAUUUUUCUGAUGCUCUACAUGUGAAAGAGACGCAACAGGGUCCCAUUGAGGACUCCAAUUUAAAUCUAAAAGGUGCAGAGGGCUAUAACAAGCUACUUGAGCAGUAUUAUGAGCUUGAGGAGAAGAGGCAGAAGGUUCUAGACCAGCUUUAUCAUGGUGGUUGGAAUUAUGACGAUGUCAGUGCAGGAUCUAGCGUCGGAACUCAAUGGGGAACAUCUUCUGCUUAUCAAGAACACCCAGUCCCUGCAAGCCAAACUUCUCAUAACCAUGCAAUUUCCACCUGUUGGCCCUCCAGUUAUCCAAUUCCAGUUGGUCCUCAAAGUUCGUCCCUUGCUGAUGGUGACAUUAUCAAAACUGCAAUGGAUGCUGCAGCAAGAGCUAUAUCCUCCAUGACAACAAAAAUUCCAGGUGAUUUUGAUGUAAAUAAAGAGAAAGUGAGUGAAAGACGUGAUGGAAUAAUGCCUCAAAGUGCUAGCUCUGAAACAGACCUUGCUGCCGUUUUCAAUGCUUGGUAUUCUGCAGGCUUCUACACUGAUACCUUGUGGAGCAAUCUUAUGCCAAGAAAUAGCAAAAGCAAAUCUUAUGCCAAGAGAAAUCAAAACCAAGCUUUCACAUGCCUAGCUCAUGUUACUAAAAUUUCCCCCUUUCUUCACACCCCAUGGCAUUUGUUAUGCUACAACUCUAAAAUAUUUUUCAUUGAACUUUGCUUGUACAGUGGGAAGCCAGCUUUGAUCCAAAUGAAUUUUAACUUUGCAGUAUUUUUUUUUUCUUUUUCAUAUUGGGUUUAAUUUUUGAAAUUCUAUUCAUCCGCCCAUGAUCGCAAUCGCGUGCCAGAGCAGAGUUCUACCAACUGAA